Messenger RNA from Loxodonta africana (African savanna elephant), 2696 nucleotides. It is a transcript of the gene COMT, whose product is annotated as catechol-O-methyltransferase. The transcript is spliced from 6 exons. The coding region runs from base 224 to 1030 and encodes 268 amino acids. Gene Ontology annotation, cellular component: axon; membrane; dendrite. The record is from RefSeq and is a predicted model, not a curated record. Gene Ontology annotation, molecular function: catechol O-methyltransferase activity; magnesium ion binding. Lineage: Eukaryota; Metazoa; Chordata; Mammalia; Proboscidea; Elephantidae. Gene Ontology annotation, biological process: developmental process; dopamine metabolic process; catecholamine catabolic process.
GACCCGGACUGGCACUCCCGGCCUCUGUCUUUCUGGGUCCCCCUCUCUCCUCUCAGACAAGACCCUCUGGUUCCAGCCUUUGCUGAGAAGGGGUAUCCAGCCCUGUUCAGAAAGCUCCAGUGAGCCUGUGGCUCCGUGCCUGUCUCUGCCCGCUAUGCUGCCAGAUCCAUGAGGGCAGGAUGCAGCAUGAGUGCUGGACACACCGGGGCCUUGGUGGUUGUCAAUGCUAGAGGGCUCCUCCCUGCUGCUAGCCACUGCUUUGCUGGGCCUGGUGCUGCUCUUCCUGUGGCGCCGCAACCAAGGCUGGUACAUGAUCCUGUGGAACGAAUUUUUCCUGGAGCCAGUCCGCAACCUGGUCAUGGGCGACAGCAAGGAGCAGCGUAUUCUGCGCUAUGUGCAGCAGCAUGCACAGCCCGGAGACCCGCAGAGCGUGCUGGACACCAUUGACACCUACUGCUCACAGAAGGAGUGGGCCAUGAACGUGGGUGACAAGAAAGGCCUGAUCGUGGAUGAGGUGGUACAGGAGCGCCGUCCUAUGGUACUGCUGGAGCUGGGCGCCUACUGCGGCUACUCGGCCGUGCGCAUGGCCCGCCUGCUGCAGCCCGGUGCCCGCUUGCUCACCAUAGAGUUGAACCCUGUCUAUGCCUCCAUCACCCAGCAGAUGCUGGACUUCGCUGGCCUGCAGGACAAGGUAACAGUUCUGGUUGGGGCAUCCCAGGAUGUUAUCCCCCAGCUAAAAAAGAAGCAUGAUGUGGACACGCUGGACAUGGUCUUUCUCGAUCACUGGAAGGACCGGUACUUGCCAGACACACUCCUCCUCGAGGAAUGUGGCCUGUUGCAGAAGGGGACGGUGUUGCUGGCCGACAAUGUCAUCUGCCCAGGAGCACCAGAGUUCCUGGCGUAUGUGCGCCAGAGUGAUCGCUUUGAAUGCACACACUACCCCUCAUACCUGGAGUACAGGCAGGUGGAAGAUGGCCUGGAGAAGGCCGUCUAUGUGGGCCCAGGUCUGAGUGGUCCAGCACAGCCCUGACCACCCACCCAGGUUGGUCCACUGCUCUCCACUGCUGCACCAAGCUGUCACACACGGGUACAUCACAGAGCACCACGGGGCACACAGUACAGAAUCACUGUAAUGAGUCUGGGAAGGUAUUUGCCUGUAAAGACUGAACCAGAACAGGUUGGAGGUGGUGCCUAUUCACCACACUGCCAUUCUGAGAGGGUUUCUUUCAGGUCUGCCUCUGGUGGGCAGGGCCUCCGGCUAACAGAGGCAUCCAUUAGGUGCAAGAAGUUGGGGGAAGUUGGGAAUAUUUGGAAACUCAUCAGGGGUAUACUCAGUCUGUCCUCAAGAUCCACCAUCACCAGGUGGCAGCAGUGCUUCAGUGAUGGCACUUGGACCAAACGUUCAUAACACACAUCUGGUUUUUAAGAAUAAAACUUGAUCACUUUACUAAAAACAGCUACCUGUAAUAACCUUACACACCAAUAUCAUGUCUGAAAAAUAUAAAAUUGAAAUUAAAAGUACCUAAAUAUUUAGAUACAAGAGAUCGACUACUGCUCUUUCCUACCCCUGAAGCCCUCAGCUUUGGCACAAAACACACCAUGUUCCCCCUUGACUGGAAACUAAUGCUGCCACCAGGCACAGGCCAGUUGGGUUCUGAGUGUCACAUCCCACCCAGGGGCUCCCAGUCACCAGCUGUGGGAGGGGGAGCUGGCCCUGCUCGGCACUGCUUCUGCUGUGAGUGGGCUGGGGGAUCUGUUCCUGCCCCACAGGGAUGUCACAGGUUUGGCCUGAGCCUCAUCUGGAGGCUUUCCCACCUGGGAAACCAAAACAGCAGUCGGCCAGCCCUCUGACCAGGCAGGCACUGCAGAGGGUGGGUGUGGUACCGCAGCAGUGACAGGGUGGUCUCAACCCAUGCACAUUACUGUGCUGAAGUACCCCCUCCUUGGCUCUGCCAGCCUUGUUUAUGGAAGAAGAAGUAGGCUCAGAGUGCAUGGCAUUUCUGCAGCUUGCCCAGCAGGCGAGUGAUAAAGCAGCUAGUCCACAUCUUACCUAAACCCAGAGCACCCCCAGCCCCGCCUUGACCACUGACCUCAACCCCCAGAGUGGCUGUACUGCUUGCUGCCCCCUGGGCUUCCCAAGGCCCAUCAGCCUGAUUCCUAGACCUGGGGGAUGGAGAUCGAUGCCUGACCAACCUAUGCUCAGACCACCCUCAGGCCGGGACAGUGCCCCUGGGCUCAGGGUCCAGCUACCACCAAGAAGUAACCUCACUUUCCUCCGGGAAGGAACUGACAGCAAGCCUGGGGCAUGUGUGGGGGGAAAUGCCUACAGGCCCAGUCUGGAAGAUGCGAGGUAGACUGGGCCAGCAGAUGGACACCUGGCAGCUGUGUCUGCCCAUUGCCCACACAGGCAAACUGAGGCCUCUCCUCUCUGCUCCGAGGGAGAAACAAGCAGCCUGGGACAAGAGAACUGAGCCGCAGAAAAAAACAAGUUCCUUUGCUGCUUUUUUAAUUUUCAAAAUUUCUUACAAAAAUCUAGGUGUUUACCAAUACGGUCAUAUUUUGGUUUUGUUUUUAAUGUUUUUUGUCAGUGUUUUUCUUCUCUUUUUAAGUUACAAACAGCAGGCACUGAACAGUGACCCCCGCUGCUGCUGGAGGUCAGUCCCAGAGGCGCUGUGGGACGGCCUGGACAGCUGCAG